AUGUUUAGUCUUCGUUGGAGGAGUAGUCUAUCGGGAAACUUUGAGUCGUACAUUACCCAUUUCCUGUGAUAUAAUGUGAUUUUUGUUGGAAAGGAUUUGAAUCGGAUAUCGAGUAAUAUGGUUAAGCUGCCUUAGCGAAGACUGAUUCAUCGUUGUGGAUUAGAGUAUUGGAGUUUUCCUUACCAAGCGCGAAUUAACUGAAUCACGCGAGUAUGGCAGCUUUCAGGGUGCUAAGUGGAUUUGCGAUACUAGGACUAGUUUUGCUGCUGCAGUUGUCGGUUGGCCAAGAGCUGCAAGAUCUGUUGCAGGAGGGAAGUGGACUCGGUGAUGACAUCGGGAAACCGUCUCUAGUGGACGAUUACGUGAUCUGCCCUCCAGAUGAUGGAAUCAAUAGUAAUAAUGAUGAUUCAGAUCGCACAUUAGAAUCGACCGAUUAUUAUUCUUAUGACUAUUAUGAACCGCCGAAAAUCGCUGCCGAUGAUCAGGUGAUCACUAAGGAGAACGGUACAUUUAUAGAACUGGUAAAUGACGAUCUUCUCGAGGAUCCAUCGACGGAGCCUGACGAAGAAUUGACUGCAGUGGAAGAUGAAACAGCCUUGGAUGUAUCUGAAGACGAGGAAGCAAGUGGAGAUAUUGAAGUCUUGGACGGAUCUCUACAGUUAAUUAGAGCUCCAGAGAUUUACAACCUUCCGGCUUCGGAAACGCUUGAUAAUAAGUUUGCCGCGUAUACCGAUGAACAUCCGGAGGAAAUUGUACUGCUGUCUCCAAACUAUCCAGAACCAUAUCCCAACUCAGUCAACAGUUUCGAAGAAUACACUGUGACUGGAGGAAUUGGAGUUCAGAUCACCAUCCAUGACAUCGAUCUGGACCACACAUCCGACUUUCUGUACUUCCGAGGAGGUGCUGUCUCCGAUAAGGUAGAAAACGGACCGAUCCUCACAGGAAACAUCACGUCACCUUUACGGUUUCUCAUUCCACACACCACGACCUUCUCCGUCCAUUUUGUGUCCCAACAUGAUGCCUCUGCGAACCACACCCACAAAGGAUUCCGCUUGACGUACGCUCCGUUCGGUACCGUCGUAUCCCCAACUACCCCGUCAACGACGGAGAUGAUCGUCCCUCGGGAGGAGCUUCAGUGGAUUCGUCGAGAGGUCUCCAUCAGUCGCAGCAUGAUGGUUUCGGUUGAAACGUGGCCCACGGUGAAGGCAGCUUUGGCGAACGCAUCCAAUGCGUUUGUCGAAAAGUAUCAGCUCAAGUACAAACUUUGUCGACCGGAUGACAUUCGGAUUUUGGCGCAGAAGUGUCCGGAUACUUGGCCUGGUUACGAGGAGUGCGUCAGCUUGGAGUUUGCCGUUCCCUUGCGUCCGAUCGUGGUGAUCGAGGAGGAGUCCGAAGGAUUCGGUCUUGACCCGAAAAGAAAACUAGCGCUGGGAAAAGGUUUCAUACCGUUGACGACUACGGAAGAACCGGAAGCGGAAUAUCAGUUGGCCAAAGGUAAUCUGGAGCGCAUGUGGGACGAGUUCGGUGCAAUCGGCCUGGCCGAGGUUGGAAUUGAAGUGUACAAGAUGCCGGAGAACGCUGCGGUUUUGUUGAUCUGGAUUGCCAUCAGCGUGUGUAUUCUGGCGGCGUUCAUUUUUGUGCUGUACAGUAUUUGGAAGAUCGACUUCUUCAAGGAUUACCGAAGGAUCUCCAAGCUCAGCCGAGAGUCCCCGGACGAGGAUCGCAGCGAGCUCAAGAAAAAGGAAUUCGACAUUUCCAUGUUCCCGUCGCCUCACCAAAUUGUUCCGAGUCUGUUCCCGACUGGAGAUCCUUACGGUGAUCGCGCUGCUGAACCUCAGUAUGCCUACGACAACUCCACGAUGAAUCCAUGGGCCGAAGACGUUAAUGAUCCGACCUCAUUCGGUGGCAACCUCGCUCCGGCACCUCGUGGCCAUCAGCCUCCGAAGCAGCAGGUGUUCGAACCGCUUUCGCCGUUGGAGUAUUCACCGAGCAUCGUUGAUUUCAACGAAAUACCGGAAACUCGAUCGCCCAGAAGGAGCCGAAACAAUAAUCCCUUUCUACCGCCCAGCAGUGGAGGUGGCGCUCGGUAGAUGCGAUUCAUCCAGCUUCGUCGCGAUCGGGAUUGUUAAAUCGUGUGGUAUGUUAAUUAAAAACGAUUUGGUUUACUUUUUAUUCGGGUAUUCCUGUCGAUGGUUGAUGCCGAUUUCUUAGGUUCCAGAAUAUGGUGAUAUCACAUUAAAUAUACAACUUUGUAAAACAUGAUUGCA
Aedes aegypti (yellow fever mosquito) is the source of this 2267-nucleotide messenger RNA. RefSeq lists its product as uncharacterized. The record is from RefSeq and is a predicted model, not a curated record. The transcript is spliced from 7 exons. The coding region runs from base 213 to 2090 and encodes 625 amino acids. NCBI's taxonomy places the organism in Eukaryota, Metazoa, Arthropoda, Insecta, Diptera, Culicidae.